Rhizophagus irregularis DAOM 181602=DAOM 197198 is the source of this 653-nucleotide messenger RNA. NCBI's taxonomy places the organism in Eukaryota, Fungi, Glomeromycota, Glomeromycetes, Glomerales, Glomeraceae. The record is from RefSeq and is a predicted model, not a curated record.
AUGAAGGAUGAUGAAAAUGAUGAGCUUCAACAAUUAAAAAUUCAACGUGAUCAAUCACAACGUACUUCACAUUUAAUUGAUGAAUCAGAAUAUUAUUCUUCGAGACAUAAUUUGACGACAUUACAAGUUGAUUCUUCUUCAGCUAUGAAUGAUACAAUUAAUGAAAAGAAGCAUCAAAUUGAUGUUAAGGAGAUUGAGUUUUCAUAUAACAACACUAAUAAUAUAACUUUGGAACAAAAUGAUAAACAUCAGCAAGAUGUGGUACGAAAAUAUGUAUCAGAUAUAAAAAAUAUUUGUAAUACCAUAGAGAGUUGUGCUCAAGCUUUAGAAGCAAUUAAGUCAUUGGAACAUUCAUAGAAUUCAGAAAUAUUAAGAUUGAAGAAUAAAAGUAACAAAACAAUGAUGUAACUAAUGGAAUAUUAAUUAGUUAGAGUCAAGUCUUAAAAAAAAUAGUUUUGUUUAAAAUCAAAUUCUUGUGUUAAAAGUGUAAAAAAUUAAAAUCUAUAAUUGCUGAAACAAAACAAAUAGAUUUAUUGGAUUUAUUGGUUGAAUGAAUAAGUGCUAAUAAGUAGAAAUCAAUUGAUUAAAUUUAAUAAAUUAUACAAGUUGACGUGAAGUUAUUUCACAACGUUGAGUUGUGCGAUUUAUUAUAU